AUGAGAGAUCACAUCGGAUGGAUACGCACCAAGCAUCACCCUGAAUUGAUCAUCCCGCAAAUGACAGCCUCCGGGCUCCCCGGAGCAAAAAGCCAUGUCCCACCGCAGCUAACUCUGCUUCAGAGACUGCGCCUGUUCACCAGAUCUCUCCUCACCCUUCCCCGACUCCUCUUCUGCAUCGCCCGGGAUCUCCUGCUCCAACGGGACCCCGCGCCCUUCCGCAUAAUCUGCAUGAGAAACACCGCCCGAUUAUCCACAAGUCUCUCCUUGGACCAGGCCCGCGCACGCCUGCGCCCAACAGGAUGCACCAUCCUCAAUCUCUGCAAAGCCAACGAUCUCCAGCACGAGGCCGUGGAAAUCGACGCAGGCGCUGACUACCCCCCCGCAGCCCUGCACUUUAUCGACUGCGCCCCUUCCACGCCGGGCAACGUGCUGCUCUAUCUCCACGGCGGCGGGUACAUCUACCCCCUGAACGCGGGGCAUUUCAAGUUCGCGCGCCUCGCGGCGCAGCGCGCAGCGGCGAAAUGCAUGCUGCUGGAGUAUACGCUCGCGCCGGCGCUCGCGUACCCGGGCCAGCUGGCGCAGGCCGCUGCUGCGCUGCGGUACCUGCUGGAGCGCCAUGAUGCGGCGCAGAUCACGCUCGCGGGCGACUCGGCGGGCGGGAAUCUGGUGCUGGCGGUCUUGGCGCAUAUGCGUCGGCCGCAUCCGCUUGUGCGGCCUGUUUUUGAGGAGGAGGAGGAGCGGCGGCGGCUUCGCGCUGCUCUUUGUAUCAGCCCGCGCUGUGCGAAUGAGUGUUCCGCUGCGAGCUACGGCUACAAUGCCGCGAAGGAUAUUGUCAGCGCGGCGUCGAUGGUGGUGUUUAAUUCGAAUUGGAGGCCUGUCAAGGAGGAGGUCUGGGCGACUCCGCUGGCCGGGGGGAAGGAGUUUUGGCAGGAUGUGUAUGCGAAGAAGAUUCUGGUCCUCGCGGGGACGGAUGAGGUGUAUGUGGACGACAUUCAGCAGUUUGCUGGUUUGCUGGGUUCUUCGAGCCAGGUGGACUCGAAGCUUGUGAUGUGUACCGGGGAGAUUCAUACACAGGCGAUCCUCGACAUCGCAGCGAAUGACUGGGACGGGACUAUGCUCAGGGUUGCUUUGAAUUGGCUCCAGAAUCUGGGGGAGACUCCAUGA
Messenger RNA from Aspergillus clavatus NRRL 1, 1167 nucleotides. Its product is annotated as putative lipase/esterase. The coding region runs from base 1 to 1167 and encodes 388 amino acids. Gene Ontology annotation, molecular function: hydrolase activity. The transcript has a single exon. The record is from RefSeq and is a predicted model, not a curated record. Lineage: Eukaryota; Fungi; Ascomycota; Eurotiomycetes; Eurotiales; Aspergillaceae.